Peromyscus californicus insignis is the source of this 7898-nucleotide messenger RNA. It is a transcript of the gene Mylk, whose product is annotated as myosin light chain kinase. Lineage: Eukaryota; Metazoa; Chordata; Mammalia; Rodentia; Cricetidae. Gene Ontology annotation, biological process: protein phosphorylation. The record is from RefSeq and is a predicted model, not a curated record. Gene Ontology annotation, molecular function: ATP binding; protein kinase activity; protein binding.
AGGGCUUAAGUUCUGCUGUUGACCAUUCUGCCUCAGGUACCAGGAGAGCUCCAGAGCGGGACUGUGUGUCUUCCUGGUCCCUCGGGAGAUCCUUCAUGUGAGAGGAUGCCCUGGCCAGCCACCCAGGCAGACCAUGGGGGACAUGAAACUGGUUGCCUCAUCACACAUGUCCAAAACCUCCCACAGUGUGGAUCCCUCGAGGGUCAGCUCCACACCCCUCAUGGAGGCCCCUGCUUUCAUUCUGCCCCCUCGGAACCUCUGCAUCAAAGAAGGAGCCACCGCCAAGUUCGAAGGGAGGGUCCGGGGCUACCCAGAGCCCCAGGUGACAUGGCACAGAAAUGGGCAAACCAUCACCAACGGGGGCCGCUUCCUGCUGGACUGUGGGGUGCGGGGGACUUUCAGCCUGGUGAUCCACACUGUGCGUGAGGAGGACAGCGGAAAGUAUACCUGUGAAGCCAGCAACGGCAGUGGUGCCCGCCAGGUGACAGUGGAGCUGACUGUGGAAGGGAAUCUUACGAAGAAGCAUGGUCAGCCUGCUGUUUCCAAAGCCUCAGGAUUUUCAUUCCCAGCAGGGGAGACUUGUCCUAGCAUCUGGGGCGAGUGCCCACCGAAGUUUGCCACCAAGUUGGGCCGAGCUGUGGUCAAAGAAGGGCAGAUGGGGCGGUUCUCCUGCAAGAUCACUGGCCGGCCUCCACCACAGGUCACCUGGCUCAAGGAAAAUGUCCCAUUGCAGCCAAGUGCUCGUGUGUCCAUGUCAGAGAAGAAUGGUAUGCAGAUCCUGGAAAUCCAUGAGGUCACUCGGGAUGACAUGGGCGUGUACACAUGCAUGGUGGUGAACGGGUCAGGGAAAGCCUCCAUGUCAGCGGAACUCUCCAUCCCAGGUUUGGACAAUGCCACUAGGACGUUUGUGAGAGCAACCAAGGCCCCCAGUCCAGACAUCAGGAAGGAGGUGACCAAUGGAGUCUCCAAGGACCCAGAGACUGUGGCCAAAAGUGAGACCUGCUCAAGCCCCCAGAGGAGUGUCUCCUCAGCCUGGGCCACAAACAGCCACCUGAAGUCCCUGCAGGAGCCCAAGCUGAAGCUGUGUGAGGGUUCUCCCAGAAAGGUCCUGCAGUCCUCAGUCUUGCAGAAGACUUCCAGCACCAUUACCCUGCAGGCUGCGAAAGUCCAGCCAGAAGCGAGAGAACCAGGCUUCCGGGCCUUCUCUCCUGGGGAAGAGAGGAAAAGUCUGGCUGUCCCUCAGCAAGCCACACUCCCUACCAGACAGUGUGGCCUGGGAGGCCCAACCGGGAACAAGUUUGGUACCAGGAACAUCUCCAUAGAGAGCCAAAGGGAGUCGACAUUCCCCAAAUUUGAGAGUCAGCCCCAAAGCCAAGAAGUCACUGAAGAUCAGACAGUCAAGUUCAUCUGUGAGGUUUCAGGGAUACCAAAGCCUGAAGUGGCCUGGUUCCUGGAAGGCAUCCCUGUGAGGAGACGAGAAGGCGUUAUUGAGAUUUAUGAAGACGGUGCAUCCCAUUACCUCUGCCUACGGAGAGCCCGGAUGAGGGACAGUGGGAGGUACAGCUGCACAGCAUCCAACAUCCUUGGCCGUGUGUCCUGCAGUUGGACCCUCCUGGUGGAACGGUCAAACUUGGCACAGACGGCCCCUUCAUUCUCCAGCGUCCUGAAGGACAGUGUUGUCGUUGAGGGCCAGGACUUGGUGCUGCGGUGCUCUGUACGGGGGACCCCAGUCCCCCGGAUCACUUGGCUGAUCAAUGGGCAGCCCAUCAAGUUUGCUCACUCCAUCUGUGAGGCUGGCAUGGCUGAGCUCCACAUCCAGGAUGCCCUGCCAGAGGACCAUGGGACCUACACCUGUUUGGCUGAGAAUGCCUUGGGGCAGGUGUCCUGCAGCGCCAGGGUCACCGUCCAAGAAAAGAAAAGUGAAGGAGAGAGGGAAUGCCUUCUGCCACGAGUUCCCAGCAAGCCCAUGGCCCCCAUCUUCCUGCAAGGCCUCUCUGAUCUCAAAGUCAUGGAUGGAAGCCAGGUCACUAUGACAGUCCAGGUGUCAGGGAACCCACCUCCAGAAGUGAUAUGGCUUCACAAUGGACAUGAGAUCCAGGAGUCAGAGGACUUCCACUUUGAACAGAAAGGUGGCCGGCACAGCCUGUGUAUCCAGGAGGUGUUCCCGGAGGACACAGGCACAUACACCUGUGAGGCCUGGAACAGUGCAGGGGAAGUCCGCACCCAGGCCAUGCUCACCGUGCAAGAACCUCAUGAUGGCACCCAGCCCUGGUUCAUCAGCAAGCCUCGUUCAGUGACAGCCUCCCUGGGCCAGAGCGUCCUCAUCUCCUGUGCCAUAGCUGGAGACCCCUUCCCCACUGUGCACUGGCUCCGAGAUGGCAAAGCCCUCUCCAAGGACACUGGUCACUUUGAGCUGCUCCAGAAUGAGGACGUGUUCACCUUGGUCCUAAAGGACGUGCAGCCCUGGCAUGCCGGCCAGUAUGAGAUCAUGCUCAAGAACCGGGUUGGCGAGUGUAGUUGCCAGGUGUCCCUGAUGCUGCACAACAGUCCGGCCAGAGCCCCACCACGGGGGCGGGAGCCUGCCGGCUGUGAGGGCCUCUGUAGUGGAGGAGUUGGUGCUCAUGGUGAUGAUGGUGACCGUGAUGGGACCCUGAGGCCUGGCUGGCCAGCGAGAGGGCAGGGUUGGCCAGAGGAGGAGGACGGAGACGUCGACGACGACAACGUGAGGGGCCUGCUGAAGAGACGGGUGGAGACCAGGCUGCACACCGAAGAGGCCAUCCGCCAGCAGGAGGUGGGGCAGUUGGAUUUCCGCGACCUCCUGGGAAAGAAGGUGAGCACCAAGACCGUAUCUGAAGAAGACCUGAAGGAGAUCCCAGCCGAGCAGAUGGAUUUCCGCGCCAACCUCCAGCGGCAAGUGAAGCCAAAGACCGUGUCCGAGGAGGAGAGGAAGGUGCAUAGCCCCCAGCAGGUUGACUUCCGCUCUGUCCUAGCCAAGAAGGGGACGACCCCUAAGACCCCCAUUCCGGAGAAGGCGCCACCUCCAAAAGCUGCCACCCCAGACUUUCGCUCGGUGUUAGGUGGCAAGAAGAAAUCGCCCACAGAGAACGGCAGUAACAAUGCUGGGGAAAGCCCCACACCUGUAGGCAGUACACAGCCAGUUGGGGCCCUGAAACCCACAGGCAAUGCCAAGCCUGCUGAGACCCUGAAACCCACAGGCAAUGCCAAGCCUGCUGAGACCCUGAAACCCAUAGGCAAUGCCAAGCCUGCUGAGACCCUGAAACCCAUAGGCAAUGCCAAGCCUGCUGAGACCCUGAAGCCUGCAGCCAAUGCCAAACCCACUGAGACUCCGAGACCCAUAGCCAACGCACAGCCUGCGGGGUCCCUGAAACCCAUAGGCAAUGCACAGCCUACUGAGACCCGAAAGCCCGUGGCCAAUGCCAAGCCUGCGGAGACCCUGAAACCAGCUGGGAAAGAAGAACCCAAGGAGGUUAAGAAUGAUGUGAACUGUAAGAAAGGGCAUGCCGGAGCCACAGGCAAUGAAAAGAGACCAGAGAGCCAAGGCUCGGCCCCCGUCUUCAAGGAAAAGCUCCGAGACGUCCAUGUGGCCGAGGGUGAGAAGCUGCUACUCCAGUGCCAGGUGACCUCUGAUCCCCCGGCCACUGUCACCUGGACACUGAAUGGAAAGACACUCAAGACCACAAAAUUCAUCAUCCUCUCCCAAGAAGGCUCACUCUUCUCCAUCUCCAUCGAGAAGGCACUGCCUGAGGACAGGGGCUUGUACAAGUGUGUAGCCAAGAACAGCGCGGGCCAGGCGGAGUGCUCCUGCCAAGUCACUGUGGAGGAUGCUCGGGCCGCCGCCGGUGAGAACACCAAGGUCCCGGAGAUGAAAUCCCGGAGACCCAAGAGCUCUCUUCCCCCCGUGCUAGGAACAGAGAGUGAUGCAACUGUAAAAAAGAAACCUGCCCCCAAGACACCUACAAAAGCAGCUAUGCCCCCUCAGAUCAUCCAGUUCCCCGAGGACCAGAAGGUACGCGCAGGAGAGCCUGUGGAGCUGUUUGGGAAAGUGACUGGUACCCAGCCCAUCACCUGCACAUGGAUGAAGUUCCGAAAGCAGAUCCAGGAGAGCGAGCACAUCAAGGUGGAGACCAGUGAGAGCAGCAGCAAGCUCACCAUCCUGGCGGCGCGCCAGGAGCACUGCGGCUGCUACACCUUGGUGGUGGAGAACAAGCUGGGCAGCAGGCAGGCCCAAGUCAACCUCACAGUCGUGGAUAAGCCAGACCCCCCAGCUGGCACACCUUGUGCUUCGGACAUACGGAGUUCCUCGCUGACCCUGUCCUGGUAUGGCUCUUCAUAUGAUGGCGGCAGUGCCGUACAGUCCUACAAUGUUGAAAUCUGGGACACUGAGGACAAGAUGUGGAAAGAACUAGCCACGUGCCGCAGCACCUCUUUUAAUGUCCAAGACCUGCUGCCUGACCGCGAGUAUAAAUUCCGAGUACGUGCAGUCAACGUCUAUGGAACCAGCGAGCCAAGCCAGGAGUCUGAGCUCACAGCUGUGGGAGAGAAACCUGAGGAGCCAAAGGAUGAAGUGGAAGUGUCAGAUGAUGACGAAAAGGAACCUGAGGUCGAUUAUCGAACAGUGACAGUUAACACUGAACAGAAAGUAUCUGAUGUGUAUGACAUUGAAGAGCGACUGGGAUCUGGGAAGUUUGGACAAGUCUUCCGACUUGUGGAAAAGAAAACUAGAAAAAUCUGGGCAGGGAAGUUUUUCAAGGCCUAUUCUGCCAAGGAGAAAGAGAACAUCCGCCAGGAGAUCAGCAUCAUGAACUGCCUCCACCACCCCAAGCUGGUCCAGUGUGUGGAUGCCUUCGAAGAAAAGGCCAACAUCGUCAUGGUCCUGGAGAUCGUAUCCGGGGGUGAGCUGUUUGAGCGCAUCAUCGACGAGGACUUCGAGCUGACGGAGCGUGAGUGCAUCAAGUACAUGAGGCAGAUUUCGGAAGGGGUGGAGUACAUCCACAAGCAGGGCAUUGUGCAUCUGGACCUCAAGCCCGAGAACAUCAUGUGUGUCAACAAGACAGGCACCAGGAUCAAGCUCAUUGACUUCGGGCUGGCACGAAGACUAGAGAAUGCUGGGUCUCUGAAGGUCCUCUUUGGGACCCCAGAGUUUGUGGCUCCUGAAGUGAUCAACUAUGAGCCCAUCGGCUAUGCCACAGACAUGUGGAGCAUCGGGGUCAUCUGCUACAUUCUGGUCAGUGGACUGUCCCCCUUCAUGGGCGACAAUGACAACGAGACCUUAGCCAACGUCACUUCGGCCACCUGGGACUUUGAUGACGAGGCGUUCGAUGAGAUCUCCGAUGAUGCCAAGGAUUUCAUCAGUAACCUCCUGAAGAAAGAUAUGAAAAACCGUCUGGACUGCACCCAAUGCCUUCAGCACCCAUGGCUGAUGAAGGACACCAAGAACAUGGAGGCCAAGAAGCUGUCCAAGGAUCGGAUGAAGAAGUACAUGGCAAGAAGGAAGUGGCAGAAAACGGGCAAUGCUGUGAGAGCCAUCGGAAGACUGUCCUCUAUGGCAAUGAUAUCGGGGCUCAGUGGCAGGAAAUCCUCGACAGGGUCACCGACCAGCCCGAUCAAUGCAGAGAAACUAGAGUCCGAAGAAGAUGUCUCCCAGGCUUUCCUCGAGGCUGUUGCUGAGGAAAAGCCCCAUGUAAAGCCCUAUUUCUCUAAGACCAUUCGUGAUCUGGAAGUUGUGGAGGGAAGUGCGGCUAGAUUUGACUGCAAGAUUGAAGGUUACCCAGACCCCGAGGUCGUCUGGUUCAAGGACGACCAGUCCAUCAGGGAGUCCCGCCACUUCCAGAUAGACUAUGACGAAGAGGGGAACUGUUCUCUGGUCAUCAGCGAUGUUUGUGGGGACGAUGACGCCAAGUACACCUGCAAGGCUGUCAACAGCCUGGGAGAAGCCACCUGCACUGCCGAGCUCAUCGUGGAAACUAUGGAGGAGGGGGAGGGGGAGGGGGGAGAGGAAGAGGAGGAAGAGUGACUGACGCACAGCCAAACCGAAGCAGUUCCUACCACGUCAUUUUAAAAGGACUGGUUCAUUAAAGCUCAAAAUCUCGAGAUAGAAAAAGCACCUAGUGUGGUAGAUUAUCUAGUUAGGUCAUUGGGAGGUCGAUUCAUCAGCAACAGCAGGUGAUAACCCAGCAGCGUUGUUGAUGGGCAUUAAUUUGAAUUAGAUAGCACCUUAAGACACUAGUGCAGCUAGAUUCUGUGUGUGUGCUGGGGCGCGGGGGGGGGGGGGGGGGGGGGGGGAAUCACCAGCAACUUGUCUAACCAAUUUGAUUUUAGAGAGAGAAUCACUAAAAGCAAUAUUUACCUGGGAAAAGUCAUACACUUCCCAACUGAAUACACUCCUGAAAAGUAAUGAUACCACCAGGGCCCUGAGCCUCCUGCUGCAGCUCAGCCCAGAUUCCCUGGAGGUAGAAUGCCUCUCUGCCACGCCCUCCCCCACAACCCGAUCUAGAGAACCAGCCUUGUCCCAUCCUGAAGUGUCUCAUUCUGAAAGCAGCUGAGCCAUUCUGAACAGGAGGCACACUGCCUUCCAGCUCUCCACUUUCAAAGCUCCCAUUUCUCUCCCCGUUCCACCUGCCAGUUUUCCUGGCUCCAAACCCGGCCUACGUUGCAGCAAUGAGGACGUUAAUUAUGUUUCUUACAUCCUGAAAACGGGGGCCCCUGCUCAUGGAUGACUCUGGCUUCUUUGGAAAAAUAAAAUCUCCUUUCCUCUAAAAAUCCGUAGGAAACUAAACUCGCCCCUCUUUGCAAGCGUCUGGCAGCUUCAGACAUUUGCAUGAGAAUCCAUGAAGAAAGAAAGAAAGGAAAAGACCCUUGCUAAUGUGCUUUUUCCCUUAAACCGGGAUUCAUAUUUGUGCCAUUAACAAGCUAUCAGCCUGCAUGUGCAGUAAAUAUUUCUGCAUCUGGAUGUAGAAAGCCCGGUUUGCUGAAAUGCUGGCUUUAAUUAUUUAUUGGGCACGAUGAAACUGAUUUCAACUGGUGAGCGACUGUGGAACUCCAUGUACUUUGGAAGCUCCUUCCAGACAGUCUGAGUGGAAUGCAUCCUCAUUCUCUUCAAAGAGCUUGACCUGCCUUGUGGGGCCCACCAUUGUGUUCCCUCUUGAAUUGCAUCAGUCUUGCCUUGCCCCCAGCCUCGAGCUAUCUUAUUAGACCUGAUUAGCGCACUCAGACUUGCAUCUUUAGGAAUUUUUGACUUUCACUUCAUUGGCACUUACAUUUUUUUUUUUUCUUAUACAACUUUUUGGAGGUCAUAAACAAAGACCAUAAACUGAUACCCUAGUAUGUUUCUUCUGUAUGUGUGUGUAACAUUCCAAAUGCUUUUUUCUUUUCCACUGUUUGUAAAGCGCAAGUUAAUAUUUCAAAGGACUUUUUUUUAAUAGUUCCUUAAAAUCAAUUUAAAAUUGCGUCUGUGCAGUCCUACACAGUACCGACAUUAGAAACUUGGUAUUUCCUACUCUUAUCUCCCAUCCUACUCUGGCUGCCUUUUGCUGCUAGUUUCAAAUUGCCAGUAUUUUUCCCUUUUUUUUUUUUUUGUUUCUUAAGCAGUUACAAUAGCUUUCAUUAUAGCCACAGUAGUGCCACAGUUUAUUAUAAUAAAGGGGUUUUAAUUUGAUUUAGAGCAUUCGAAGUGUUUUUCAUCACUUUUGUGUUUAUAUUAUAAUCUUUGUGUGUAUGUUGUGUGUAUGCGUGCAUGGGUGGUUAUACGUGUGUUUAUAGGUUAAUGCCUUCCUGGGACUGUGUUAAUGUUCUCUCAGUUUAUUCUGCCAUCCAAAUGGUGAAUGAGAACACUACAACUGCAGUUAACUCACCAUUUUUAAAUAAAGGAUACCACAGUG